This is a messenger RNA of Micropterus dolomieu (smallmouth bass), 2092 nucleotides long. It is a transcript of the gene pgk1, whose product is annotated as phosphoglycerate kinase 1. Gene Ontology annotation, biological process: glycolytic process; gluconeogenesis. The coding region runs from base 90 to 1343 and encodes 417 amino acids. Gene Ontology annotation, cellular component: cytosol. The record is from RefSeq and is a predicted model, not a curated record. The transcript has 11 exons. Lineage: Eukaryota; Metazoa; Chordata; Actinopteri; Centrarchiformes; Centrarchidae. Gene Ontology annotation, molecular function: ADP binding; phosphoglycerate kinase activity; ATP binding.
UUUAAGGUCACCGCAGUCAUUCGGUAGCUAGCCAUCCGACGGAAGCGGAGGAGAUCCCCAGCAAGGAUAGACCCAGCGAAACAAGCAACAUGUCUCUGUCUAACAAGCUCACCCUGGACAAGGUGGACGUCAAGGGGAAGCGGGUCAUUAUGAGGGUUGACUUCAAUGUUCCAAUGAAGGAUAAGCAGAUCACAAACAACCAGAGGGUCAAGGCAGCAGUUCCCAGCAUCCAACACUGCCUGGACAACGGUGCUAAAUCUGUUGUGCUGAUGAGCCAUCUGGGCCGUCCUGAUGGAAACCCCAUGCCUGAGAAAUACUCCCUGGAGCCCGUCGUUGCCGAGCUCAAGACCCUGCUGGGGAGGGAUGUCGCCUUCCUGAAGGACUGUGUGGGUCCAGAGGUGGAAGCUGCCUGCGCUGACCCCGCCACCGGAUCUGUCAUCCUGCUGGAGAACCUCCGCUUCCAUGUUGCCGAGGAGGGAAAGGGCAAGGAUGCCUCUGGAAACAAGACCAAGGCCUCCCAGGCGGAGAUUGACUCCUUCAGGGCGUCUCUGUCCAAACUAGGAGAUGUUUUCAUCAACGAUGCCUUCGGCACAGCUCACAGAGCCCACAGCUCCAUGGUAGGAGUGAACCUGCCUCAGAAGGCGGCUGGAUUCCUGAUGAAGAAGGAGCUUGACUACUUUGCCAUGGCUCUGGAAAAACCUCAGAGGCCCUUCCUGGCCAUCCUCGGAGGAGCGAAGGUGAAAGAUAAGAUCCAGCUGAUCAACAACAUGUUGGAUAAGGUUGAUGAGAUGAUCAUCGGUGGCGGCAUGGCCUUCACCUUCCUCAAAGUCCUCAACAACAUGGAGAUCGGUACCUCCCUGUACGACGAGGAGGGUGCCGGCAUCGUCAAGGACCUGAUGGCAAAAGCGGAGAAGAAAGGCGUCAAGAUCACGCUGCCCGUCGACUUCAUCACUGCAGACAAGUUUGACGAGAAAGCCACCACCGGCACUGCGACCGUCGCUGCUGGCAUUCCUGCCGGCUGGAUGGGUUUGGACUGUGGACCAGAGAGCUCUAAAGCCUACGCAGAGGCGGUGGCCAGGGCCAAGCAGAUCGUGUGGAACGGCCCAGUUGGCGUGUUUGAGUGGGACAACUUUGCCAAAGGGACAAAGAACCUGAUGGACAAAGUGGUCGAGGUGACCAAAUUGGGCUGCAUCACAAUUAUCGGUGGGGGCGACACUGCCACCUGCUGUGCCAAGUGGAACACGGAAGACAAAGUCAGCCAUGUGAGCACAGGAGGCGGCGCCAGCCUGGAGCUGCUGGAGGGUAAAGUCCUGCCUGGUGUGGACGCACUGAGCAGUGCCUAAACUUCCCAUCUGCCCGCUGGUGUGAGUGUGUGUGACUGUGCGUGGAAGUGUGUAUGAGAGGUGGGUCGCUACUCAGCCAGACAACUGUUUACUCCUGAAACCUCCAAACAACAAAAGGAGAGAGAACCACACCCGCUUUACCAGCCAUUUAAUCUUGUGUUCAGUCUUUGUUUUUAAUGCCAGCUAUGAGAAUCACUUCCUUUGCGUCAGAUGUAUCAGCACUGUCUGUAACAAGUAGAGCCUUCUGCCUUACUUCAACAUGCUGAUAAAGCUCCUCAAGUCAAACUGCAGGAAAUAGGAGCCACAGUGAUGGCUCAUAUUUGACAAGUAAAACUUUCUUUUUUAAGACGAAGAAAAAUGUCAAAAGGCUUGUAAAGGUGGUUGUAGUUUUCUGCAUUUUCCUGUUGACAUGCUGAACGGCUGACUGAAACACAGCAGAUACAGAAUCUGGAUUAAGUCUUAGACAUGCUGGAGGAAGUGUCAGCCGUUAAUAGACACUGGCUCUCGUGUGUGUCUGUGUAAUACUGCGUCACUUUUGUGUAGCCACCCUGGGAACGUCCCUGCACCACCCUCAGUGUGUAUACCGAUGCAUAUAUCGGUUAUAUAUAGCAACGGUUUAUGUGCGUGCGUGUCUGUUCCCAUGAAUGUCACCUCUGAUCUUCUGUCUGUUUUCUGAGCGGCUUCAGACUGUGGCUUGUCUGUCUCUGCGGAUCUAUUCACAAAAAUAAAACCAUCUCUGUGUAAAAACC